CCGCAUCCCCGUCUCUCCCCACUCCCCCCUCCCUCCACUCGGCAAGGACUGUGGUUUCCCCGCCUCAUGCCACUGCACCCCAUGCUCUUCCCUCGCUCCCUGCCACCUCCACCCCUCCCCUCUCUGCGCUGUCUCCAGCUCCAGUUACCGUGCCUGCCAGUGCUGCCACCCCUGCCGGUGCUGCCGUGCCUGCCAGUGCUGCACCUGCCAAUGCCCCCUCCGCUGUCACUGCUGCCGCUGCAACAGUUUCCUCUGCAAAGCGGGUAUGCAAGUGGCAGCCGUGGCACGGACAGGGGCACCGGCCCUAGUGGCAGCUGCAGCAGCACCGGCAGCAGCAGCAGUGCAUGCAAGGGCAGCACCACUACCACAAGCAGCAUCAGCAUUGCCACACGCAGCAGCAGCAGCAGCAGUAGCACAUUUACCAGCAGCUCCGGACAAGCACGAGCAGCAGCAGGCAGCAGUGGCAGUGCAAAUGUGAGUCACAUGCCUGUGCAGCAACUGCCCGGCCACGUAAGAUCAGCAAGUGCGCCGAUGCAUGCAGGAACAGCACCAGCGACGCAUGCAGCAGCAGCCACACGCACAGCAGCUGCACCCACAACGGCUGCAACGGUAGCAGCAGUGCCACAAGCAACAGCAGCUCCAAGAGGCGGAUAUACUCCUGCCCAGGCAAAGCCACAGCAAGUCUCGCCGAGGCAAUCAGUGCCGAACCAAGCAGUGCCGAGCCAAGCAGUCCCGAGCCAAGCAGUGCCGAGCCAAGCAGUGCCGAUCCAAGCAGUGCCGAGCCAAGCCGUGCCGAGCCAAGCCGUGCCGAGGCAGGGCAUGGCACGGGCUGCUGUGGCAG
Closterium sp. NIES-67 is the source of this 841-nucleotide messenger RNA. The record is from the annotation of a GenBank genome assembly. NCBI's taxonomy places the organism in Eukaryota, Viridiplantae, Streptophyta, Zygnematophyceae, Desmidiales, Closteriaceae.